CCCGAGGCGAGGGGAAGCCGGAGGAGCCCGGGAGGAAGCCGAGGUGCGAGCUGGAGGAGGAGGCGGCGGCCGCUCGGUCGGCCUCCCGCGGGACUGACGGCAGAGCGGCCGAGGCGGGCGGGAGGCCGGAGAUUACUUAUGAAAAGUGUCAUAGACUGAAACCCAAACAUGAGGGUAGCAGGAGCUGCAAAGCUGGUGGUAGCAGUGGCAGUAUUUUUACUGACAUUUUAUGUUAUUUCUCAAGUAUUUGAAAUCAAAAUGGAUGCAAGCUUAGGAAAUCUAUUUGCAAGAUCAGCGCUGGACUCCGCCUCACGUUCUACAAAGCCUCCCAGGUACAAAUGUGGCAUCUCUAAAGCUUGUCCCGAGAAGCAUUUUGCUUUUAAAAUGGCAAGUGGAGCAGCCAAUGUGGUGGGACCCAAAAUCUGCCUGGAAGACAAUGUUUUGAUGAGUGGUGUUAAGAAUAAUGUUGGAAGAGGGAUUAAUGUUGCUUUGGCAAAUGGAAAAACAGGAGAAGUAUUAGACACGAAGUAUUUUGACAUGUGGGGAGGAGAUGUGGCACCAUUUAUUGAGUUUCUGAAAGCCAUUCCAGAUGGAACAAUAGUCUUAAUGGCAACAUACGAUGAUGGAGCAACCAAACUCAGUGAGGAGGCGCGGCGGCUCAUUGCUGAAUUGGGGAGCACAUCUAUUACCAGUCUUGGUUUUAGAGACAACUGGGUCUUCUGUGGUGGGAAAGGCAUCAAGACAAAAAGCCCUUUUGAACAGCACAUAAAGAACAAUAAGGACACAAACAAAUACGAAGGGUGGCCUGAAGUUGUAGAGAUGGAAGGAUGCAUCCCUCAGAAGCAGGACUGAAGGGAAUGCGGAGGAAACCGAAGGGCAUGCACUGUGACUGUUCGUGGAUGAGCUAUGAAGAACUCUGUACAUAUUUUAAUAGCAUGCAACCAUCUUGGUGUGGGCAUGAGCAUUAUUAUCUCUCUGGAUGGCAGGAUUAUUUAUUGCUACCGUACAUAGCUACCUUUGUAAAUAGUCCUCUUAUUGUGCAAAUCACUGAACCAUUUUUAAGCACAUUUCCCUAAAUGUACAGUUUGGGAUGUCAUGGUAACAGUGUACUUUACAUUCUAAAUGCGUAUGCAAAGGAUAACUGACCAAAUUGUUUAAGACAUUGAUAUAUAUGCUGGUUUCUGUGAAAAUCUGUUGUGGAAUAAUACAGCUUUUAGGAAGAGGCUUUGUUUAUAUGUAUGUGUCUGUAUAAAUAUCAGGCCUGUGACAACAGUACCCUUUAAAUUAAAAAGAUCUUUUGGCUAGUUAUAUGUGUAUUGUUAACCUUACAGCUUGAUUCUUGAUGUGCCUCUCCUCAUAGUCUUUAUUUUUCCUUCUGAAGAAAUAAAAUGUUUUAUGUCAAAAUUUACAUCAGAUCUGUGAAAAGCACAAUUUUUUUAAUGCACACAGUAAAAAGUGAACAUAUGUGUGUACAUGCCCUUCAGGACCAUGUCUUCUAGAGUUUGUGCUAGUAAUAUGAACACCAUGAUUAGAGUGAGGCAACUAGGUCAUGUCUCCCUCUUAUCUUACUUGGGUGAUCCAGCUAAGGCAGAACAUUAUAGCAACGCAGGCAUAUAUGUUUCUGACAUGUUAUCCAUGUUGGCCAUGUGGCUUUAGAAGAGGAAGGUGUUAAUAUCGCAAUUUUGAUUUGUAAACCGAAAAACUGUAUACCUACUUCUGCUGGCUUCAUAGUAACAGUGAUUACCAGAGUUUCUGGUGUGUUUAAAGACAUCCUAAUUACUGAAAAGACUGUUAGUAUUUUUUGAAACUUUUGUUUGGCUCCACCUAGGCUUUAUGUCUCUACUUAAACAUAUCAGGGGUGUAACUUGUUUCUAACUUUAGAUGUUCACUAAAUGACUCGGUUUUGGUUUAUUAUUUUAUUGGGUAUUUAAUACCUUAUUAUAUAUGGAGUAUGUUGAUCAUUUGUCACAUAUAAAUGUGCUAAACUGGAGCAUAAACAAAUGAGAUGAUUGAACUGCCUUUCAUAGUACUAAGGCAGCUCCUGAAUUUUGAACUUAAAAUUUCAAUGGUUUGAACAAAAACCUAAAAGUGGUGUUUCUUUUUGGGCUGUGAGUUGGAAGCUAUUCAAAUAUUUCUUUAAUAUUAAUGAACUCUGGGAUACUAUUUCUUCUUACAAAUUGAAUAUAAUUCGUAAGUAGAUGCACCUCAGUAUUUGUUGCUUCUACCCUGUCAAACGCAGCAUGGAUACUUUGACUUUUAAAAUGCUUCCCUUAGUUCUAUAAACUAAAAGAAAAAAUAGCUAUUUUACAGUUCUAGGGAUUGUAAAAUUAACAUAGCAGGGUCUUGUUUUCUUUUUUAAAUAAUGAACGUCAAUACUCUUGGCUUUACAUUGUGAACUUUUUUUGUACUAUUGGACAAAAUAAUAUACCUGUGGAACAUCACAUGAAGGGUUUUUUUUUUUUAAGCGUUUAUUGUACUGCAAAACAUUGUCGUUGCAGUUAAACACAGUAAUAUCCUCUGGAAAUAUUUUAACAUAUACAGAAUUUUAAGUAUCUUGAUGUGUGUGAAAUGUGAGAUGGGAUGUGUAACUGCAGUGUGCAGUUUGUUUUUGUCCGAAUUCUGUCUUGUAUAGACUGUGCCAACUUAACCAUGGAAGCAAUAAUUUUACAUUUCACUUUCAGAUCUCUUUAAAGUCAGCCUUAUAAGUGAAACAAUGCUCAUCUAAUGUUGAAAACUUUAUUAAAUUCGGAACUUUGACAUUGA
This is a messenger RNA of Jaculus jaculus (lesser Egyptian jerboa), 2763 nucleotides long. RefSeq names its product FAM3 metabolism regulating signaling molecule C (gene Fam3c). Bases 169 to 852 code for a protein of 227 amino acids. Lineage: Eukaryota; Metazoa; Chordata; Mammalia; Rodentia; Dipodidae. The transcript has 10 exons. The record is from RefSeq and is a predicted model, not a curated record.